UCUUGUCCAGCAGGCCACUAAGCAAGGACCAAGCCAUCACAGAUAAACAACACAACUGCAACAUGACUGGACACACGGAUCUAUCAUCAGUGUUAAAAAUAAUAAGACAUGUAUACAUGUCUAAGCCCACAGUACACAAUCCACCAUGUAGAGACACACACUUACUCCAGGGCUAAAAUGGAAACUCUGGUGAUGGCCCAAGGGGGUGCUUGAUUCAAGAGGUGCCCCCUCUGACAACCAGACUUCAGGGAGUAAGAGUUAUAUUUUUGUCUUCCAGGGAGAACCAAGAUAACCAAGAUGCCUGAGAAAGCGUAAGUGUAUUGUGUUUCUGUUGUUGAUCCAUCAGCGUAUCAGUUACAAAUUGAAAGAGGGCUUUAUUUAUAGAGGCAGAUUAGCACAGAUGAAGGCUAUUAUUCCCUGGCUUCACAAUGAGAGGUGGCUAUAAAUAAAAGUUUCAUUUUCCUUACUUUUGUGUUGCAUGUUGAUGACUGGACACCUCGCAGACCAGAGAAAUCAAAAAUCUCAGCCUCCCGCAAGCUCAUGCUGAAGAGCUUGAUGGUGGCCAAAGCCAAAGAGGAGCUUGAACAAGAGAUAAUCAUGAAAGAGGAGGAGAAAGAAAGGUACCUGGAAGAGAAAGCUCCAGAGAUACAGACCAGUCGCAUGUCCUUAGCAGAACUGCAGGCGCUUUGUCAAGAGCUGCAUGCUAAAAUUGAUGUCGUGGAUGAGGAGCGGUACGACAUUGAAGCCAAAGUGAUGCACAAUACCAGAGAGAUUAAAGAUCUGAAUAUCAAGGUUCUGGACUUGCGAGGGAAGUUCAAGAGACCCAACCUGAGACGGGUGAGAGUCUCUGCCGAUGCCAUCCUGCGCUCCCUACUGGGCUCCAAGCACAAGGUUUCCCUGGAUCUGCGCGCAAACCUCAAAUCAGUCAAGAAGGAAGACACAGAAAAGGAGAAGACAGUCGAGGUGAGCGACUGGAGGAAGAACGUGGAAGCCAUGUCGGGCAUGGAGGGCCGCAAGAAGAUGUUUGAUGCAGCUAAAGGUGCCGCCCAGUAAAUGAUCUAGACCUACUUCACAAUAACACAAACAUGCCAUCCCUAUAUUCCGGAUGUGACUGCUGCAAAUGAAUAAAUUGAGAUGACCGCCAUUUUCAAA
Molecule: messenger RNA, 1152 nt
Organism: Synchiropus splendidus (mandarinfish)
Lineage: Eukaryota; Metazoa; Chordata; Actinopteri; Syngnathiformes; Callionymidae
Gene: tnni1b
Product: troponin I type 1b (skeletal, slow)
Exons: 6
Coding region: 541-1053 (170 amino acids)
Biological process (GO): muscle contraction
Cellular component (GO): troponin complex
Source: RefSeq, a predicted model, not a curated record